Zingiber officinale is the source of this 718-nucleotide messenger RNA. Its product is annotated as soluble inorganic pyrophosphatase-like. Lineage: Eukaryota; Viridiplantae; Streptophyta; Magnoliopsida; Zingiberales; Zingiberaceae. Bases 1 to 624 code for a protein of 207 amino acids. Gene Ontology annotation, cellular component: cytoplasm. The record is from RefSeq and is a predicted model, not a curated record. Gene Ontology annotation, biological process: phosphate-containing compound metabolic process. The transcript has 8 exons. Gene Ontology annotation, molecular function: magnesium ion binding; inorganic diphosphate phosphatase activity.
AUGAGCGGACAACAGCAGAAUGUUGCAGCUCCAAAGUUGAAUGAAAGGAUAUUGUCGUCAUUGUCCAAGAGAUCAGUGGCUGCCCAUCCUUGGCAUGAUCUUGAAACAGGUAAAGAGGCCCCUGUUGUGUUCAAUGUGGUUGUGGAGAUAUCAAAAGGAAGUAAAGUGAAAUAUGAACUUGACAAAAAAACAGGGCUGAUUAUGGUCGAUCGUGUCUUGUACUCAUCAGUGGUCUACCCUCAUAACUAUGGUUUCAUCCCUCGUACACUUUGUGAAGACAAUGACCCGAUGGAUGUUUUGGUCCUCAUGCAGGAACCAGUUAUUCCUGGAUGUUUUUUACAAGCCAAGGCAAUUGGUCUUAUGCCUAUGAUUGAUCAGGGAGAGCAGGAUGAUAAGAUCAUUGCAGUUUGUGCUGAUGAUCCUGAGUAUCGCCACUUCAAUGACCUCAGCGAGUUAUCUCCUCAUCGUCUUGCAGAGAUAAAGAGCUUCUUUGAAGACUACAAGAAAAAUGAGAACAAAAAGGUUGCAGUCGAUAAAUUCCUGCCUGCAAGCGAUGCUCAGAAAGCCAUCCGAUCCUCAAUGGACCUUUAUGCUGAAUAUAUAAAUCAAAGCUCGAAGCAGUAGAUUGGCUGCACAAUUUUAAUAGUUGUUAUAUAGAAGAACUACCAAGGCAGAGAGGAGCAGAUUGUUCUUAUUGAAAACAUCAUCUGGCAUCUAC